AUGACGUCUAUUCUUUCGAUAUUCAGAAGCAGUAGCGCAGAUGGCUUGCUCAAGAUUAUGAUGAAAGAUUCCGAGGAAGCUUCGAUGCUGCGGGAAUCGUUCCUGGCAUACUGCCAAAAAAUUGAGAUUACAAGCUUUUGCGAAUCAAUUCGGCUUAAACAUAUGAGUGACUUAAUAGUUACACAGGAAUCGGCGUUUUUGGGACUCCCAAAUGAACGCCGUCUCUAUCUACAUGCGACACAUAUUGAGAUGUGUAAAUAUUCUGGAGGAGAUGAUGUGAAUUUUCGCCUCGUGAGUUCAGAAAUCGAGAGAAUGGUCUCCUAUGCCGCUGCAAAAGAGGAGAAUAUCGUGACAGGACCGGAUAAUAUUUCAUCGAUCUUUAGUACUACUAAAGUCACGGCUGAGCUGGCCACUGAUAGGCGAGUUUUGCAUUGUCCCGAUUUAGUCAACUCUACUGACGAUAAAGGUAGCCGUGAGGCGGAAAAAUGGUUCGAGCGUCUAACGACAGAUGUCCAUCGUGUUGCUCACGAGCGCUACAAGGAUGGGCGUAAUCGAGUUAGAGUUGCCAUAAUAGAUACUGGAAUCGACGGGUCUCACCCGCUUCUGAAGGAAUUCCGAGAAAACGGUCAAAUUCGAUGUAAGAGCUGGAUACUAGACCAACCAGCAGAUAAAGACGAGCACGGACACGGCACUCACGUUGCACAUUCAUUCUUCAGAGUGGCCCCCAAAGCUGAGAUAUUUGUUGCAAAGGUAUUUCGCACAGGUGUUCCAAAAGAGCUGAGUGAUAGCAAGGGAUUGAUUGCUAAGGUAAGUUUCCAUAUUGUCAAUCUUGUGUGGCGACUGAUUUGUUUUCCUGGAAAGGCAAUUGAUUAUGCAGCUUUAGGCUGGAAGGUCGACAUCAUUUCCAUCUCAUGGGGAUACUCCGAGGAAGUGGUAGAGAUCAAGGCUGCCAUAAGGAAUGCAUUCCACCGAGGUGUCAUUAUAUUUGCUGCGGGCGGAAACUCGGGGGCAAACCCGCGGAAUCCGAUCCUUUUCCCUGCAUCUCUGCGACAGGUUAUAUGCAUAAAUUCUACAGAUGCAUCUAAUAAGCCCUCAAAGUUCAAUCCCCCGGCGAUGGCUGAUCGAACUCUCAGCAUACUUGGCGAAGCUGUGGCUGCUGCGUGGCCCUCUAGUGACGGUGUGGGUGCGACUUCUGUCCAAAGUGGAUCAUCAAUUGCCUCACCAAUAGCUGCUGGCGUGGCCGCACUCAUUCUCGAGUAUGUUAGGCAACCGACGGCGAAGAAAACUGAAACGGUUGCUGAUCAAAAGAGGCUCAAUCAUUCCGAUCAGAUGAGAAAGGUUCUCCAAGCAAUGACGAUCGUGAACGAAGGUUUUCAUUGCAUAACCCCUGCAAAGUUAUUUGACGAGAAUACUGAUCAAAGACACGUCAGGAUCUGUUCUGCUAUAUCGGGCAUUUUAGAUAGCCUUUGA
Molecule: messenger RNA, 1470 nt
Organism: Exophiala aquamarina CBS 119918
Lineage: Eukaryota; Fungi; Ascomycota; Eurotiomycetes; Chaetothyriales; Herpotrichiellaceae
Exons: 1
Coding region: 1-1470 (489 amino acids)
Biological process (GO): proteolysis
Molecular function (GO): serine-type endopeptidase activity
Source: RefSeq, a predicted model, not a curated record